AUGUCUGCUCCUCUUCCAACUUUACACCCGGAUUAUGUUUUAUCUGUUGAAUUUCCAGUUCAAGAUGCUAAACUGAGUCUUCCUUCUACUGAAGCUAAAAACAAUUUAGAGAAGUUGGUAACUCUUUUAUAUGAAAAAGGUUUCGCUUCUCAAGUUAGAUCUACUGGAGAUUCGCAAUCAAAUUUGCUCCUUUUUAUAAAACUUUCUACUGCUAGUCUUUCUGAAUUGGUUGAAAAAGAUUUGAUCAAGAAUUACGAAUUUGGUGUCACUGCUAAGAAUGAUACUGAAGCCGAUAAGUUGAGAAUUAUCUACCAAUACCUUAUUUCACCUCCUUCGGUUCAAGGGGUAGGAAUUACUCCUGGUAAAGGUGAAUGGAAGUUCAUUACUAGUAUAUCUCCAAUCACUUCUGUCUUGGAAGACUCAUCUAUAAUUGAAGAUGUCAAGGUCAACUUGACGGAUAGCGACUUUACCACUGCUACUUUGAAGGAUACUUUUGGUGUUCAAAUUUCUUUAUAUUUCGAAUUUUUGAAAUUCUAUAUCAUUUGGUUAUUCCCAUUGGCUGUCAUUGGUGUUGUUUCAUACAUCAAGCAAAAACAAAGCUUUUCUUUAACCUAUGCUUUCAUUAACUUAGUUUGGGGUAUUGGUUUCCUUACCUUCUGGAAUAGAAAACAACACUAUUUGGUUAAUUUUUGGGGUGUUCAAAAUAGUCAUGAGGUCGAAGAGCAUUACUCUCAAUUGGCUACUUUAAAUGAAAAUUUUGAAGAAAAAUCUACUUACAAACGUGCUCCUGGUAAUAAAGAUGGUUAUAGAUUUAUAAAGCAAUUGAGCUUCAUUCCAAUUGCUCUAUUUUUCACUGCUGUCCUUGUUUCUUAUCAGUUGGCCUGUUUUGUCAUUGAAAUCUUUUUAGCAGAAAUUUAUAACGGUCCCGGUAAAAUCUUCCUUACUUUGGUACCAACUGUUUUGAUUUCCGUUUUUGUUCCAAUUUUGACAAUUGUUUUCAAUUUGGUUACUGAUCAAAUUUUGGCUUGGGAAGCUCAUGAUAAUCAAUAUACCAAAUCCAACUCAGUUUUGAUAAAAACCUUUGUCUUAAACUUUUUAACUAGUUAUGCCCCACUUUUGAUUACUUCUUUUAUUUAUUUACCCUUUGCUCACUUGAUUGAACCAAAUUUGAAGAAUAUUCACUCAUCCAUUGCUUCUCAUGUCGAUUCUAAUCGUUAUGUGUAUAAAUAUUUAACUAAUUUGAAAUCUCAAAAAGAAUUUCAAAUUAAUCAAGGCCGUUUGAAUGUUCAAUUUUUUUAUUUCAUUGUCACAAAUCAAGUUGUUCAACUUGUCAUGAAAUAUGUUUUACCUUUAGUUUUGGGUCCUAUUAUUGAAUUUGUUACUUCCUUAAUUUCCGGCAAACCAGAAGUUGAAUAUGAAAUUCAAGAUGACGAGGAAGAAAAAUCUUGGUUGCAAAAUGUUCGUAAAGCUAUAAAAUUACCUGAAUAUAAUGUUCACGAUGAUUUUAGAGGUUUAGCUUUGCAAUACGGUUAUUUGAUUAUGUUUGGUCCUGUUUGGUCCUUAGCUCCUUUGAUCUCAAUCGUUUUCAACGUAAUUACAUUUAAAUUGGAUUACCUCAAGUUGACUAAUGGUAAAUAUUAUAAGCCACCUGUCCCUCAACGUGUCGACUCUAUCCAACCUUGGAAUUAUGCUUUCUUUUUAUUAACUUGGUUAGGUUCUGUAAUCUCACCUGUUAUUACUGCUUUCUAUCGUCAUGGGACUAAACCACCAAAAACUAUUGGCCAAUUAGCAUUAGAUAAAGCUAGUAUUAAUGUUAACUCAUCAGUUUUCUUAAUUUUGGUCUUAUUUGCUUCUGAACAUUUGUUCUUUAUCCUCUACCUCACUGGAUCCAAAUUGUCUAAAUUAUUCAAAAGUCAAGUUGAGAUUGACAAUGAUUUUGUUGAUAAUGAUCUUAAAUUAAGAAGAGAUUUUUACUCCUCGAAAGUUCAAUCUAAUGUUGAACCUGGCCAAGAUGGUGACUGGUCCAAGUUUGGUGUUAAAAGUGUUUUAGCUGCUGCCGCUGCUCUCCCAGCAAAGAAUGUCAAAACCGCCGAACUUUCUCGUGCUGCCAAAGAACAAGAAAAAGAAGAUGAAAAGGUACAAGAGAAACGUGAGGCCGAAGCAAAGAAAACCUCUGAUCAAGCAAAGUCUUCAUCUUUCGAAAAAAGUGGCUUGGAUGCUUCAUCUGGAUUGAAGAAUAGAUCACAACCUUCUGCUGGAGCCGACGCCAAUACUGAUGGUAACCCAAUAAACAGUGCUAUUGCAGCUACAUCUGCAGCAGCAGGUGCAGCAGUUGCUAGCGCCUCUGCAGCAGUAGCACAAGUUACUGAUAAGAUUAACGGUGGUGAUACCUCAGCUGAAGAAAAAGAGCGUUUAAUCAAAGAAAGACAAGAGUUAUUGAAGAAAAAGGAAGCUGAGUUACAAAAAUACGGUGGAGCCUUAGGAGAUCCAUCCAAGUUGAACUCAAAUAAAGAAUCUGGGGAUACUCUUAUCCAAUCAAAAGAUGGUACAGGGAAUAAUGUAUACGCUACUAUUGAUAAUAAUGAUCAUGUCCCUGAAUCCUCUACUAAUGGGGAAUCACCAGCAUCAAGCUCAUCUAGUGAAGGCGAUGAAAUUCAAGAUGAAUCUGCAAUUAAUGGCACAAAUGCCUCUGGGUCCCAAGCUGACAACUUUGUUGCCAACGCUAAGAAGACUGCUAGUGACAUCAACGGAAAAGUUGAUGAUGCCUUGACUGAUGGAAAAGUAAACAAGAAGAAAUCAUCUUUGAAAAAAUUAUUAAAGAAAAAAUCUAGUGGCAGCAAAUAA
Molecule: messenger RNA, 2844 nt
Organism: Hyphopichia burtonii NRRL Y-1933
Lineage: Eukaryota; Fungi; Ascomycota; Pichiomycetes; Serinales; Debaryomycetaceae
Gene: IST2
Product: Ist2p
Exons: 1
Coding region: 1-2844 (947 amino acids)
Biological process (GO): chloride transmembrane transport
Cellular component (GO): cortical endoplasmic reticulum
Molecular function (GO): chloride channel activity
Source: RefSeq, a predicted model, not a curated record